Aspergillus aculeatus ATCC 16872 is the source of this 1211-nucleotide messenger RNA. RefSeq names its product oxidoreductase, short-chain dehydrogenase/reductase family. The record is from RefSeq and is a predicted model, not a curated record. The coding region runs from base 378 to 1211 and encodes 277 amino acids. The transcript has 4 exons. NCBI's taxonomy places the organism in Eukaryota, Fungi, Ascomycota, Eurotiomycetes, Eurotiales, Aspergillaceae.
GAAGAAUUCCCUCUGGUCCAUGGAUCGACUUCCCCUAGUGGGGCAGCUCACGUGCCCGUUCAUCUCUUGCAGCGCCGCGCAACGCAGCGCAGCUAACACGUGGAACCCCCCGAAGCGCGGUAUCCGGGCGGUGAAGGGGUGAAGGUGGGGUGGGGGGUUUAGUGGGGAAAGGGAAGGUAGGUAGUAGCUUUCGGCGAGGGGGAGGCAUAUUAAAGCGGUCGGGGGUCUCUUCUUCCCACUUCUGCCCUCUGUCCUUCUACGCGCAAUCUCAUCCUGCACUUUGGGGCUCAAUAUCUGCGGAAUAUCGGUGUUUCAAAUCACACAAUCAAGAACUUUCGAUCUACGGAAUCAAGGACUUAAAACGAAAGACAGACACAAUGGUUGGACGACUUGCAGGCAAGAAUGCUAUCGUGACCGGUGCGGCGGGCGGUAUCGGCCUCGAAACCACGAUCCUCAUGCUCCGCGAGGGCGCCUCCGUCCUGAUGACUGACGUCAGCGGGCCGGGCCUCGAGAAAGCCCUCGCCAAGGUCCGCGAGGUCGUCCCCCAGCACGACGGCCGCGUCGAGACCCGCACCGUCGACGUCUCCAAGGAGAGCGAGAUCGAGGCCGCCGUCGCCCACCUCGACGCCUGGGGCGGCGUCGACGUCAUGUUCAACAACGCCGGCAUCAUGCACGCCCAGGACGGCGACAGCGAGCAGACCCCCGAGAACAUCUGGGACUUGACCAUGAACAUCAACGUGAAGGGCGUGUGGUUCGGGUGCAAGCACGCCGUCAAGAGUCUGCGCAGGCACGGCAAGAAGAAGGGCAGCGUGAUCAACACGGCGAGCAUGGUGGCGCUGGUCGGCGCCGCGACGCCGCAGCUGGCCUACACGGCUAGUAAGGGCGCCGUGUUGGCCAUGACCCGCGAGCUGGCGAUUGUGCAUGCUAGAGAAGGAUUCCGCUUCAACUCGCUGUGUCCUGCUCCUUUGAACACCCCCCUGUUGCAGGAUUGGCUCGGCGAUGACAAGGAGAAGCGCUUCCGCCGCGAGGUCCACUUCCCCACCGGUCGCUUCGGCGAGGCCAUCGAGCAGGCCCACGCAGUCAUCUUCCUGGCCAGCGACGAGAGCAGCUUCGUCAAUGCCGCUGACUUUGUGGUGGACGGCGGUCUCACGAAGGCCUAUGUCACCCCGGAAGGUCCCGCCACUGAGGCCCCCAAGAACCAGGCCUUUUAG